CAAUUUCGGAGCUAGACGCAUUGUCGAAUAAAGCCUUAUCUUGUUUUUGUCUACUAACUGCGUGUCAAGUUCAAAGUCUGUCCAUCUAGGAAGCAGGUGAAUAUGAAUGUGUGGAUUCUGUUGGGGUGGAUAUUGGGAUUGACUUGGGGGAUUGGCGGGUCGAGGUCCACUUGGAAUACGUUUGCUUUUGUGGGAGAAGUGCCCAGAUCCACGUGGAUUCAAUUCGAUUGGAACAAACUCACCACAGUCACAGUGGUGGGUGACUGGAACUAUACAGAAAUCACCGACUACGCUCAUGCCCAUCAAACCCGAUUGGUGAAGAUCGGUAAUAUCGCCACAGACAAGCUCAACGAUGAGGAAUACAUCCGACAAUGGGUCCAAUACCAACUGACCACGGUCCAAAGCUUAAAUAUGGAUGGGAUUAAUGUCGACUUUGAGGACGAAUUGGCUACGGACAGCCCCGAAAGUCACGGUCUGGUAUUUCUGAUGACUGAGUUGAACCGGGUGUUUCACGAAGCUCGUCCAGACUACGAAGUCAGCAUUGACGUGGCUUGGUCCGCCGAUUGUAUCGACAAACGAUGUUACGAUUACAAGGCUUUGGCCGAUCAGGCGGAUCUGGUCUUUGUUAUGGCGUACGACAUUCAAAGCCAGAUUUGGGGCAAUCCUCGAUGCCAAGCCAAAGCUAAUUCGCCCAUCAACCAAACGCAAAUGGGCUUGGACACGUACACUGACUUGGGGAUCCCCCGCGACAAACUCGUGCUCGGUCUCCCAUGGUACGGAUACUUGUACCCGUGCCAAGUCUUAUUAACGAGCACAUGUGUGAUUGAUUCCGUGCCCUUUCGGGAUUGCCCGUGUUCGGAUGCGGCCGGCCGACAAUGGACUUACAAAGACAUGAUGAGCAUUGCCGACAAUCACACGGCCACAUUCCAAUGGGAUAGCUGGUCUCAAACACCCUUCUUCAACUACUACGACCAUGGCACGUGGUAUCAAGCAUGGUUCGAUCAUCCCGAUAGUUUGUCUCUGAAAUACAAUCUGGCCACUCAAAUGGGUUUGGGCGGGGUGGGGAUGUGGUCGGCCGAUUUCUUGGAUUACGACAAUCCCAUCCAAGUGCAGACUUGGUGGUCGGCUUUGCCCUAGUUUCGUUCAUGAUGAAUUGAUGUAUGAUCAAACCGCUGCUGGAGAUGCCAGAUACUCUACAUAAUCAUUUAUUAAAGAUGACUGUCACGGCG
Molecule: messenger RNA, 1229 nt
Organism: Tigriopus californicus
Lineage: Eukaryota; Metazoa; Arthropoda; Copepoda; Harpacticoida; Harpacticidae
Product: di-N-acetylchitobiase-like
Exons: 2
Coding region: 103-1137 (344 amino acids)
Biological process (GO): carbohydrate metabolic process; chitin catabolic process
Cellular component (GO): extracellular region
Molecular function (GO): chitinase activity; chitin binding
Source: RefSeq, a predicted model, not a curated record